Molecule: messenger RNA, 617 nt
Organism: Mesitornis unicolor (brown roatelo)
Lineage: Eukaryota; Metazoa; Chordata; Aves; Mesitornithiformes; Mesitornithidae
Gene: CISD2
Product: CDGSH iron sulfur domain 2
Exons: 2
Coding region: 1-348 (115 amino acids)
Biological process (GO): regulation of autophagy; autophagy of mitochondrion
Cellular component (GO): mitochondrial outer membrane; intracellular membrane-bounded organelle
Molecular function (GO): 2 iron, 2 sulfur cluster binding
Source: RefSeq, a predicted model, not a curated record
AUGCUGCCCCAUGCUGCAGUGGUACCUAAAUUCCCCCUCUCUUUAGUUUCAGAAUGGCUGCGGUUGUUGCCUUUCCUGGGUGUGCUGGCCUUGCUGGGUUACCUCGCCGUUCGUCCGUUCCUCCCCAAGAAGAAGCAGCAAAAGGACAGCUUGAUUAACCUCAAGAUCCAGAAGGAAAACCCAAAAGUAGUGAAUGAAAUAAACAUUGAGGAUCUGUGCCUCACUAAAGCUUACUGCAGGUGUUGGCGUUCCAAGACGUUCCCUGUCUGUGAUGGCUCCCACAACAAGCACAAUGAAUUAACAGGAGAUAAUGUAGGUCCACUAAUACUUAAGAAGAAAGAAGUAUAGCAGAUGCCUUAUCCACUAGAUCGUGACUGAUAAAAAGUUUUUAUACCGUUGUAGUUGCAAGGGACGGCAUUUUAUUAUGUGGUUGGUGUGAUUUAGCCUAAUUGCUGUAGAUUUCUUUUUGGAGUAAACUACAUUUAGACAGUGCUAAAUCUGUCACUGUUUUGAUACUUUAUUCUGGGAAGGAUUAUGUCUGCUUUGUAAAACUGUAAAGUAACUAUCUCUGUAAAUAAGUAGUUUAUUUCAACAAUAAAAUGACUUCUUACAAUUAA